AUGCUGUUCCCUUCAAAGACCUGGACCGCCUGCCCGACCUGGGUGGUCCAAGUUGUAGUUGCGUCAGAGCUGUGCGAAUCAGGGAACGAACAAGUUAGUGCGCCUUAUCAGCCUCAGGACCCCACACGCAGCAUCUGCCUGCGGGGCACGCGUAAAGUGCUUGCUGCCCAGGCGCGUCGCAGCGCGUCUUGCACUUGCCAUCUUGCCCCCCGCCAUCUUGCAACACACUCGACACCCAUCGGAUCCCAUCCAGCAUAUACAGGCAGACUACUUAUCAUGACAUCGUACGGCGGCUACCAACGAACGGGCUACGGCGCCCAAGGCGGCGAAGAUGGCGGCGGUUUCAUGGGCGCAUCGCAGCAAGGAAGCCAAGGGGGCGGCAGCGGAGGAAAGGCGGACGACACCCUCCGCCCAGUAACCAUCAAACAAUUGAUCGACUGCAAAGAAGCUUAUCCGGGCGCCGAGCUGGCCGUGGACGGCGUGCCGACCACCCAGGUGACUCUCGUCGGUCAGGUGCGCUCGGUGGCUCCGCAGGCGAUCAACGUCGUGUACCGCCUCGACGACGGCACCGGCGUGAUCGACGUCAAGAAGUGGAUCGACGCCGAGAAGCCCGAUUCCGUGCAGCAGUUCGCCCCGGGCACGUACGUGCGCGUGUUCGGCCGCCUGCAGAGCUUCAACAACAAGCGCCAGGUCAGCGCUCACUACAUCCGCGCCAUCGAGGACUUCAACGAGGUCAACUAUCACCUGCUCGAGGCGACGUAUGUGCACCUGGCCCUGACCAAGGGCCCGGCCGGGGGCGCCGGGCAGCAGCACCAGGACGACGGCGGCGACAGCAUGUUUGUGGACGGCGGGUACGGGGCCGCCGGCGGCGGCGGCGACGGGGGCGGCUCGGUGGCGAUGCAGGCGAGGCUGGGGUCGUGCUCGAGGAACGCGAAGACCGUCUUCAACUACUUGGCCAACGCACCCGGGACCGACGGUGUGCACCUCAACCAAGUCGCGUCGGGGACGGGCUUGUCGGCAAAGGAUAUCAUGGCUGCUACGGAGGAGCUGCUGGGUCAGGGCCUCAUCUACACCACGCAAGACGAUGAGACGUGGGCUAUCCUGGAUUACUAA
This is a messenger RNA of Thermothelomyces thermophilus ATCC 42464, 1113 nucleotides long. RefSeq lists its product as uncharacterized. Gene Ontology annotation, biological process: DNA replication; double-strand break repair via homologous recombination; nucleotide-excision repair. Gene Ontology annotation, molecular function: nucleic acid binding. The coding region runs from base 1 to 1113 and encodes 370 amino acids. The record is from RefSeq and is a predicted model, not a curated record. NCBI's taxonomy places the organism in Eukaryota, Fungi, Ascomycota, Sordariomycetes, Sordariales, Chaetomiaceae. The transcript is spliced from 4 exons. Gene Ontology annotation, cellular component: site of double-strand break; chromosome, telomeric region; DNA replication factor A complex.